This is a messenger RNA of Rhopilema esculentum, 4563 nucleotides long. NCBI's taxonomy places the organism in Eukaryota, Metazoa, Cnidaria, Scyphozoa, Rhizostomeae, Rhizostomatidae. The record is from RefSeq and is a predicted model, not a curated record.
AUGGCACAGGCUGAAGAUUUGAGUCGGAUGCGGAAAAGACGACGCACAAUUCGUGGAUUGGUAACGAAACUAUUCACAAAGAUUGACGAAGCCCUGGAGGAUGUAGACGGUGGAGAUUUGAGAAAGUUUAAACAAUUUGAGAUCGAUUUGAAGGAGAAGCAAGGCAAGUUGAAAGAGCUCGACGAGAAUAUUUUAGAAAGUUUGUACGAUGCCGAAGAAAAUGAUGAAACGUGCGAUGAAGAAGCUGAAAGUGCCAGCGAGAUUAUGGAGAAAGUAUUAUUCAGAUUGGUUUGCUUGGAGAAAGCAUUAGAUGACCGCUCCAGUUCAAAAGGAUCUACGUCGAUAGAACGAAGCGUUUCUCAAGAAAGUGUACUGUCUAGCGGAUCGAAGUUUGGCGAAGCUCACGCAGCUCAAGCUCUAAACAGCUACAAUGUCCGGGUGAAAUUGCCUAAAAUUAGCCUGCAGAAAUUUUCUGGAAGGGCUCAAGAUUGGCAGGAGUUCUGGGACUCCUUCAAAAGUGCAAUUCAUGAUUCGCCCGCAUUAGCGAAGGUUGACAAAUUCAAAUAUUUGAAGUCGUAUCUUGAGGAGCCAGUGCGGAAAGUCAUUGGAGGCUUGUCAUUAACGGACGCGGAUUACGAUUCUGCCAUAGACAUUUUGAAAAGUCGCUUUGCAAAGCCAACGGUGAUAAAGAGAGCCCAUAUAAACGAGUUGCUAAACUUGUCGCCUGUUUUCAACGAGAAGAACACCCCAAGAAUGAGACAGCUGCACGAUGAUAUCGAGACCAAUUUUCGCAGCCUCGAGGCUCUGGGUGUUGAUCGUGAUUCCUAUUCAAGCAUUGUUGUUCCGGUUUUGUUGGAGAAGAUUCCAGAGGCUGUGCGGCUAAACAUGUUUAGAUUUGGUAGCAAUCAUUUAGAGUGGAGUAUAGGGGAUUUGUUACACGCGUUUGCUAAGGAGCUGGAGAUAAGAGAAAGCCACGUACCAGUGCUCAAAGGGAUUUCAUAUUCAGCAAAUCCACAACGCGGAGAUCGGCCUAGGCCGCAACAUCACACGGAGAGAGUCAGCACAGCAAGUGCGCUGUUCAUGGGAAAGGACAAUUGUAAUAAAUGCCAGUUCUGUCUAGAAUCGCACGAAGCUGCGAACUGUACGCGUUACGUACACCCUGAAGAACGUAAAAGUGUUUUAAUGAAAUUUUCCAGGUGUUUUUUGUGCCUUAAUAAAGGUCACAGGUCCUUUCAAUGUAAGAGUAAGUUUCGUUGUAGGUAUUGUAAAGGUAGACACCAUUAUUUGCUUUGCCAGGAUAAGGAACCCACCGUUAAGGAAGCCCAACCCAGCAGCAUGCCCCCACCUCUUAAUCCCAAUGCAUCUACUUGGGUAGGAUUAGGCACUACAAGUGCUAGUGGAGCUAAGGAAAGAGUGGCUUUGCAGACAGCACUAGCAGCAGUAGAAGGAAAAGAGGGGAGUAGAGUGAGAGUGCUGUAUGAUUCUGGGAGCCAAAAAACAUUUGUGACUGAGAAGACUGUUGCUAGGCUGAAAUUGAAGCCACUGAGGGAGGAGAAGCUUGGAGUCAAAACAUUUGGGAGUAGUGAGCCAGAAAUUGCGAUGAGAAAGGUGUAUGGUAUCCCAUUAGUUUCAUUGAGUGGUGGUAAGAGCAUUUUAAUUGAAGCCUUUAUGAUUGAUGAAAUCAGCACUGUUGCUAACUACCAUAUCGAUGUUAUUAAUAAUGCAUAUCCACAUUUGAUGAAUAUUGAGUUUUCAGAUUUUUCAGAUGAAGACUACCUUGAGAUUGAUGUCUUGAUCGGUGCCAACUACUUGUGGAGUUUUCAAGAUGGCCAUGUGAUAAGAGGGGGGCAAAAUCAGCCAGUGGCCAUAAAAACAGCUCUUGGUUGGGUAAUUUCUGGACCGUUAGAUGGUAAGAAUUCAGAUCAUUCUUCUUUUGUCAAUUCUGUUUGCCAUGUUAUUGAUCCCUUUCCAUUGCCUGACAAGAAUGCUUCUGAUGUUGAUAAAAAUAUGCAUAAACUUUGGGAUUUAGAUACCUUAGGCAUUCGUGUUGAAGAUGAAGUGCAUAAAUCUGUCAUUGACAAUAUAUCUUUCACAGGUACACGGUAUUCUGUUGGAUUACCUUGGAAAGUAGGGCAUGGUCCUGUGCCUGAUAAUUAUAAUAAUGCAUUUGUUAGGUUAAAGAGUCAGGUUAAGAAGUUGGAAAAAUCCCCACAGGUUUUAGAGGAGUAUCAUAACAUCAUAAAGGAACAGGAGAAAGCAGGUAUAAUUGAGCAGGUUUCUGGCUCUAAUUUAAGCUCUAAGGUGUCAUAUUUACCACAUCGUGCUGUCAUACGUAGUGAUGCAGAAACUACUAAAGUUAGAAUUGUGUAUGAUGCUUCAUGUUCUGAUCGGAAAACAGGUGUUUCGUUGAAUGAUUGCCUUCAUGUGGGACCCCCACUUACCCCUUUGAUGUUUGACAUGCUUAUUAGAUUCCGUGAAAAGCCCAUUGUUUUAGUAGGGGAUAUUGAGAAGGCAUUUUUGAACAUAGAGGUAGAUCUCACUGAUUGUGAUGUCCUACGCUUUCUAUGGAUAAAGGAUAUUAAUGCAGAGAAUCCAGAAAUUGUCACCUACAGGUUUAACAGGGUUGUUUUUGGAGUGAAUUCGUCACCAUUUUUGUUAAAUGCUGUACUCCAAUUUCACAUAAAUAGGUACAGGGAAAUAGACCCUAAAUUUGGCGAAUGUAUGUCUAAGGGAUUCUUUGUAGAUGACCUUGUAACUACACACACUGACGUAAAUGAAGCCUUUUCGCUCUUUAUGAAAGCCAAGGAAAGAAUGAGCGAAGGUGGUUUCAAGCUCAGAAAGUGGAAAACGAAUGAUAGGUCACUUGCUUAUAAGAUUAAUGAAGAUGAGAUAGAAAGUAAGACAGGAACUAAGUUGGCCAGAAAUGAAGACAGUUCUAAAACUAAAGUUUUAGGUUUAGCAUGGGAUAAGGAUCAAGACUUACUUGAAUUUAAUCUUGACAAGGUUGCAGAAGGUGAAGGACAGGUUACCAAGAGGUAUAUAUUGAGUAGAAUAGCUGCUUUAUUUGAUCCCUUAGGUUUGAUCAGCCCAGUCACAGUGACAGCCAAAGUCCUUUUCCAGGAUUUAUGUCUUGAAAAGUUAGGAUGGGAUGACCCUUUACCUAAGGACAAGCUUUUAAGAUGGGAGAAGUGGUUGAAAGGUCUCAAAGACAUACAGGUCAUUACAACCCCACGGUGUAUGCUAGAUGGUUUAGAAGGUCAAAUCCUUAAGACAAGUUUGCACGGGUUUGGUGAUGCAAGUAAAAAGGCAUAUUGUGCUACUGUAUAUCUUGUGUGUGAGACAACGGAAGGCAUCUAUUCUAAACUCAUUAGUUCUAAGACAAGGAUAGCACCCCUUAAAAGUUUAACAAUUCCCAGGUUAGAACUGAUGGCUGCUAGAAUUCUGGUUAACCUAAUUGACACUGUUAAAAAUGCACUUAGUUCAGAUACCAAAAUUGAUGAGGUUAAGUACUGGACAGACAGUAUCGCUGUGUUGUAUUGGAUUCAAAAUAAGUGUGAUUGGAAGCCCUUUGUGCAACACAGGGUAAACGAAAUCCUUACGCAAUCUAGGAAGGAAGAAUGGGGUCAUGUUGUAGGGCUUGAAAACCCAGCGGACAUAGGGUCAAGGGGAGCCUCUCCGAGUCAGCUUGUUGGAAAUAAUUUAUGGUGGGGAGGUCCUAAUUGGCUAAAGGGAGGAAAAGAAAGUUGGCCUCAGGCUCUUCCUGUAGAAGAAUCUAUUGAAGUAAAGGAGGAAAUGAAAGGGCAGGUUGUUUUAACAUCCACAGUAGAAUCUAUUAACACAGUUGGCUCAGUUAUUGAUAUUAACAGACAUAGUUCUUUGGGCAAACUACUUAGAGUAACUGCCUUUGUAAAGAGAUUUAUUUCAAAUUUAAAGAGAAAGAAGGAGGGGGCAGUAGUUAUCACAGAGAAUUUGGAUGCAGAAGAUAUUCAGAAUGCUGAGAAAGAAUGGAUUAAGGAUGCUCAAGUUUAUUUGAUGGGACAGUCUGAGUAUCUCAAGUAUAAAGAACAAUUGGGUGUAAAAAAGCUUGCCCAUUUUUGGAAUCGAUGGAAAUCAGAGUAUCUUGCUGACUUAAGAGAACAGCAUAAGCUGAGCAAGACUUAUUCAAACUCUAUUUCAGAGGGUGAUUUUGUUCUAGUGCAGGAUGAGCAGACAAAGCGUGGACAAUGGAAAAUGGGAAUCAUUCAGAGUUUUAUUAAAGGCAGAGAUGGAAACAUUAGAGGGGUAAACAUUCGUAUGAGUGGUAAGGGUAAGUCACACCUUUGUGCAAGACCUUUACAAAAAGUUUUUCCUUUGGAAAUCUCAUGUAGCAAGGAUACUGACAAAAAAGAGGGUAAAGCUGAGAACAAGGAUGUGGACAAAGAAGUGAGAGAGGAAGGUACUGAAGGAAAUGUGGCUGAAGAGAAUAUUGAUUUGGAGAAUGUGAGAAAUCGGGGGGUAUACCCUAAACGUGCUGCAGCCAGGGAUGCACAGUGGAAGACAAGACUUAUGCUUGAUCAGUGGUGA